AUGGAUGAAGUGAAAUAUAGAGGUGUUCGAAAGAGGCCAUGGGGGAAAUAUGCAGCGGAAAUUCGCGAUACUAAUAAACAAGGAGGGGUUCGUGUUUGGCUAGGGACAUUUGGCUCUGCUGAAGAAGCUGCUCGAGCUUAUGACAAGGCGGCUUAUAACAUGAGAGGGCAUUUGGCGAUUCUUAAUUUUCCUGAAGAGUAUAACUUACCUAGGAGCUCUUCUCACUUUUACAACAAUUCUCAAUCAAUGGCAUCGUCGUCUUCAAGUAAUGUUCAUGAUCAACAAGGAACCGGACAAGUUCUUGAACUUGAAUAUCUUGAUGAUAAUGUGCUUGAAGAACUUCUUAAUUGCGAUCAACAUGCAAAUAAGAGAAAAUGA
This is a messenger RNA of Solanum stenotomum, 378 nucleotides long. RefSeq names its product ethylene-responsive transcription factor ERF096-like. The record is from RefSeq and is a predicted model, not a curated record. Gene Ontology annotation, biological process: regulation of DNA-templated transcription; ethylene-activated signaling pathway. NCBI's taxonomy places the organism in Eukaryota, Viridiplantae, Streptophyta, Magnoliopsida, Solanales, Solanaceae. The transcript has a single exon. Bases 1 to 378 code for a protein of 125 amino acids. Gene Ontology annotation, molecular function: DNA binding; DNA-binding transcription factor activity.